This is a messenger RNA of Diaporthe batatas, 1164 nucleotides long. RefSeq lists its product as uncharacterized. The transcript is spliced from 2 exons. The coding region runs from base 170 to 1078 and encodes 302 amino acids. The record is from RefSeq and is a predicted model, not a curated record. NCBI's taxonomy places the organism in Eukaryota, Fungi, Ascomycota, Sordariomycetes, Diaporthales, Diaporthaceae.
GCCGAGGUCCGGCAGUGCCUCUAAUGAGUCCCCCAUGGGGAGAGUGUCCACUGUCCGGCCUCGCCUCUCGUAACUAGGACCCAACAGCCAUGCGUUCGGUCUCUUUGCAAUGAUUUCGUGACACUGACUUGCACAGUAGCUACACCAACAGUAAACACGUCUUUUUAGCAUGCUCUCCGAGGACCAGCCAGUUGAAACCAUUCUCGAGGGCAUCGAUGCAGAGAUGGGCAGCCAGCCCAAGGUUAUCCUCUUCGACAUAGGCGGCGUCGUCGUCGUCUCCCCCUUUCAGGCAAUCCUAGACUAUGAGCUCAGUCUCGGGAUCCCACCAGGCUGGGUCAACUACUCCAUCUCCAAAACGUCUCCCAAUGGCUUUUGGCACCGCCUAGAAAGGGGCGAGAUCCCCCUAGACACUGCCUUCACAGAGGGAUUUUCCAAGGACUUGCACCGCCCAGACCUAUGGGAGGCAUUCUACAAGGACCAGCGGGCCAAGGAUCCGCGGUUACCGCAGUCGACGCCGCCUGUACCUAGUCUCGAUGCAGACUUGCUGUUCAACGACAUGAUGUCUUCAGCUGUUGGCCCCGACCCUUGGAUGUACCCGGCUCUGAAGACCCUCAAGGCCAGCGGGAAGUUUCUUCUCGCUGCACUGAGCAACACGGUCAUUUUCCCACCGGGACACAAGCUUCACCGGCCAGACCUCUCCUCGGACCCGAUCAGGAGCAUCUUCGACGUCUUCAUAUCUUCCGCCCACGUCGGCCUCAGGAAGCCCGAUCCUAGGAUCUAUGAGCUCGCCGUGCGAGAGGUGGACAAGUUCGCCAGAGCAAAUAAGGAUUCUACGAGAGGGAAAUCACUGGGCUGGAAGGACGGCGUCAAGCCGGGAGACGUCCUCUUCCUUGACGACAUUGGCCAGAAUUUGAAGUCGGCUAGCAAGGCAGGGUUCAGAACAAUCAAGGUCAACCUGGGCAGGGCUUUCGAAGCCGUAGAAGAGCUGGAGGGCGUCACUGGUCUGGCACUUGCUGGUGAUCAUCCAAAGAUUCCAAUAAAGCCGAAGAUAAAGAGCUCAAACCGAGCGAAGAUAUAGAUUCAUCAAUGAACAAAGAGCUGCGGAGAACUCGCAUGCCACGUUGCUUCUCAAGGCCUCCGCGCAACGUACACGUAGGACACAUC